Messenger RNA from Rotaria sp. Silwood1, 387 nucleotides. Lineage: Eukaryota; Metazoa; Rotifera; Eurotatoria; Philodinida; Philodinidae. The record is from the annotation of a GenBank genome assembly.
AUGGCGUCAUCUAAACAAACAAAAAAAAUAUUAACUCAAGGAAAACAUAUUAUUAAGUCUGCAUCAAAUAAACGACCACAAUCGACUUCAGACCAUGAUGUAAAAAUACAAGUUGCUGAUGAUAGUCAAGAAGAAUCUUUACAACAAACAAAUACCAAACAAAAAGGUAAACAAGACAAACGACAAAAAAAUAUACGUCCAAAUGCAUUUUUAAGUUUUAGAAUAACAAAUCAACAAAUUAUUGAUUAUGCUAAUGAAGUUCAAAAACAAAUCAUAGAAUCUAAUCCAUUAUUAUCAAAAGCUAGUAUAUCAAUACCAACACUUCAUAUAACUCUGAUGGUUUUUGCAUUAAAAACUGACGAUGACAAACAAAGGUUAGUAGAAUAA